Messenger RNA from Sinocyclocheilus anshuiensis, 404 nucleotides. Its product is annotated as proteasome subunit beta type-7-like. The transcript is spliced from 4 exons. Gene Ontology annotation, cellular component: proteasome core complex; cytoplasm. Bases 9 to 404 code for a protein of 131 amino acids. The record is from RefSeq and is a predicted model, not a curated record. NCBI's taxonomy places the organism in Eukaryota, Metazoa, Chordata, Actinopteri, Cypriniformes, Cyprinidae.
AGGUGAACAUGCCUUCUCCCUAUGUGCUCGAGCUCGGUAGUGGUGGCUUCAGUUUUGAAAACUGUAUCAGAAACUCAAGGCUUCAGGCUUCAGGGGAGAAAAGCACGUUAAAGUUAAAGGUUAAAAAAACUGGGACAACAAUUGCUGGAGUCAUUUUUAAGGAUGGUGUGGUUCUUGGUGCGGAUACUAGGGCAACAUCUGGAGAGGUUGUGGCAGAUAAAAACUGCAGCAAAAUUCACUACAUAACCCCGAAUAUUUAUUGUUGUGGUGCUGGUACUGCUGCUGAUACAGAGAAAACGACAGAUAUGCUACGCUUCAAUCUUGCGCUCCAGAUCCUCUCCAUGGGCCGCAACCCGCGCCUCAUUAUGGCCAGUCGCAUUUUGCAGGAUUUUCUUUUCAGGUAG